AUGCCGUCAGCAACUCCUCAGGUCUCUCUAAGUUUGGUACCUUGGAACCCAGACUCUCCAGAGCACGUCAGUCGCCUCUACGAGCAACGAGUCCAAUGUGGAUGGGACAAGCAACGAGUUGAAGGAUGGAGAAAGAAUCAAGCCUCUGGUAGCAAGUCCAUCUUUUGGAUUACACUCCGGCCAGAAGACCCCGAGACUCGCGAAUUGCUUCAGCUUCAUUUUGACUCGUUCCCUGCGGGCAAAACCCCAUUGAUAGACACAGCCGAAAGUCUCAGAGCAAAGCCCCGUACACCAACAAACACAAAGAUUUACCCCAUCGGCCACAUCUCUCUGGACGACAGGGACGAGAAAUCAGCCCACAUGACCCUCGACCUCCCCAAAGAAGGCGUCUAUUGGAUCAACACCUUCUACGUCUCCAAAGCACUCCGCAGUAAGGGUAUUGGACGAGCCGCGAUGGACAUGGUUGAGCACAUGGCAAUUGACUAUCCACUCUGUGCCAAGACUCUGGCUCUUCAUACUGCCGAGAAGGAGAUGCAGAAGAGGCUCUACCGAGAAGCCAAUGGGAAAGAAAUCGGUACUGCGAACCAGGAUUGGUAUGAGCGUCGAGGAUAUAGGCUGAUACAUACGCAGAGAGCUCAUUAUGUCGAUGACGAGGAGCCUCCGGUUGAUGCUGUGUUCUUGCGAAGGGAUAUUGCAUAA
Molecule: messenger RNA, 699 nt
Organism: Fusarium sp. VM40
Lineage: Eukaryota; Fungi; Ascomycota; Sordariomycetes; Hypocreales; Nectriaceae
Source: the annotation of a GenBank genome assembly